Messenger RNA from Drosophila mauritiana, 1114 nucleotides. RefSeq lists its product as uncharacterized. NCBI's taxonomy places the organism in Eukaryota, Metazoa, Arthropoda, Insecta, Diptera, Drosophilidae. Bases 120 to 875 code for a protein of 251 amino acids. The record is from RefSeq and is a predicted model, not a curated record. The transcript is spliced from 4 exons.
ACAAUUGACCGCCCUGCGCAAUCGAUACUCAGCUGAUUAAAAGGAAACCGAAAGAAGUAGCUGCAAACAUUAUAGUUUGUUUAUAUCUGAUCCCAGGAGCCAUCGAUACCAUUCGCACGAUGUCGUACUACGCGGAGCGAGCCCUGUCCCUCCUCUACCCGCUGGCCAUCGUGUCCUCGCUGGUCUGCUGCAUCACCUCGGCGGUGGCCUGGACGCACUGGCAGUACGUGCUCAACGCCUGCCCGGACACCAACUGCGGCUGCGUGCUGCACGGCAAGAGCACGUUCAACAGCUUCGAGGGCGGCAACGUCGCCUACUGCCACUUCGCCACCUACGGCCUCCUGCUGCCGCUGCUCUUCGCCGUCGUCCUGGGCGUCUACCACGGCUACCGCAUGUGCAUCGGGCGCGGCAAGCCCAAGGCGGGCACGGCCACCAUCCGCCAGCGCUCCGGCGACAUGAUCGUGGUGACCACCGAGUCGGAACUCACGCCCGAUGGCCUCUCGCCCUACUACUGGCUGCCCGCCACUGUAAUCUCGACGAUAAUGGCCGUGUACCAACUGGUCUACUCCGCCGUGUUCACGGACGGCUUUGAGGUGACCUGCAAGCAGUACAGGGAGUCGCUGCUGAAGGAGAUCCAGGGCGUGGGCAACAUUGUGCCCGUGAUCAAGUCGCGGCUCUCGUGCGCCGCCGUCUUCGACUUCAUGGACUACCUGGUGGAGAGCGUGUCGUACGAGCGGCGGCGCUACGGGCGCAUCAACACCGCCGCCUGCCUGUACUUCACCCUGGUCUUCGCCUGGAUCGCCCUGCUCGCCUGGCUGCUCGUCUGCGUGAUCAACGUCGUCCAGCUGCGGCGCACGAAGGCCGCCAGGGUGUGAGUCCUGCGCCUGAGUCCUGCCAUGCAUCGGGAGCCGCGAGGUCCUCGAGACUGGGAACCAUAGCAUACACUUUACAUUCACCUUUUCGCCCUUUAACUUAUUUAGUUAGUUAUAGUGACACACAAGCCAGAACGUCCACGUUAUGAACGCAUUGUACAAAUAUACAUAUGUAUGAACAACGAGCGAUUAUUCACAUCGCAAGCCUUUUCAAUAAAAUUACUAUAAAUGCUUAAAAAAUA